UUUCCUGAUGCUACUGCCACUCCCAAUGUCUGUGAAGAGAAGAUGCAAAAUGGCCAACCAGUACCUGAUAAUGUCUUGUCAAUAGUUCUACCAGGGAUUAUUAAUAUGGAAGCAGAUGGUAUUUCAUCCCUAAGUACCGGGGAUCUGUAUACUACAGUCACUCACAAUGGCUGUGAAGAGUAGAUAAAUAAUGGCCAACCAGCACCUGAUAACCUCUUGUCAGCCAUUACACCAGCGCUUAUUAAUCUGUCAGGAGCUGAUAUUCCACCCAUGAGUACCAGGGAUCAAUAUGCUACUGUCACUCACAGUGUCCAUGAAGAGAAGAUGGAAGAUGGCCAACGAGCACCUGAUAACAUCUUGUCAGCUAUUCCACCAGGGCUUAUUAAUAUGGCAGGAGCUGGUAUUCCAGCCAUGAGUACCCAUGAUCUAUAUGCUACCAUCACUCACAAUGUCCGUGAAGAGAAGAUACAGAAAAGCCGACCAGCACCUCAUAACUUCUUGUCAGCUGUUGCAUCAGGGCUUAUUAUAAUGGCAGGAGCUGGUAUUACAGCUAUGAGUACCAUGGAUCUGUACAUUUUAUUUCCAGAUGCCACUGCCACUCACAAUGUCCAUGAGGAGAAGAAAAAGGGCCAACAAGCAUCUGAUAACUCCUUGUCAAUGGUUCCACCAGGGCGUAUUAAUCUGUCAGGAGCUGGUAUUUCAUCCAGGAGUACCAGGGAUCUGUAUGCUACUGUCAUUCACGACAUCCCAGAGGAGGAGAUGGAAAAUGGUCAAACUCCUCCCGAUGACUUCCUGUCCAAUUCCGCUCCACCAGAGCUUAUAAAUAUGACAGGAGAUCGUAUGCCACAUAACACAUUGGAUACUUUCUCUUACGACUUCACUAGUCUCAGCAAAGAUGAGCUGCUUUACAAACCUGAUAGUAAUGAAUUUGCUGUAGGCAUCAAAAACUACAGUGUCUCUACAGGUGACCCACCAGUCACAGCAAUGUCUUCAGUGGAAACUGUGCCAAAUACACCACAAAUGUCUCCUGCCAUGGCAAAGAAAAUUAAUGACGAUAUAAAAUAUCAACUAAUGAAAGAAGUUCGAAGGUUCAGGCGAAAUUAUGAAAGAAUUUUCAUUUUGCUUGAAGAAGUACAAGGAUCUAUGAAAGUCAAGGGACAAUUUGUUCAAUUUACCAUCAAGGAAGCAGCAAGGUUUAAAAAAGUCAUCUUAAUUCAGCAACUCGAGAAGGCGCUUAAAGAAAUAGAUUCCUGGGAUCUCAGAAAAGUUAAGCACAUGAGAAAAAAAUAA
This is a messenger RNA of Mandrillus leucophaeus (drill), 1290 nucleotides long. Its product is annotated as sarcoma antigen 1-like. NCBI's taxonomy places the organism in Eukaryota, Metazoa, Chordata, Mammalia, Primates, Cercopithecidae. Gene Ontology annotation, biological process: snRNA 3'-end processing. Gene Ontology annotation, cellular component: integrator complex. The record is from RefSeq and is a predicted model, not a curated record.